This is a messenger RNA of Paramecium pentaurelia, 180 nucleotides long. NCBI's taxonomy places the organism in Eukaryota, Ciliophora, Oligohymenophorea, Peniculida, Parameciidae. The record is from the annotation of a GenBank genome assembly.
AUGGUCUUAAAAUACAUGUGUUUCUAUUACCAAUCUUAAUAAUUUGACUUCACUUAAUUGUUUAUUAAAUACAGGUUUAUGUUUUAGAUGGUAUGGACUACAGAGCAAUCAAAAUUAAGGAUUUUGUGGUCCUUGCAAAUAAAUAUCAUUAGCAACAAAGGCUUAAUGUACUUGUUCUGA